AUGACCCUAUAAGUUAGGCCUGUGGAGCCGAAUUCCAUUCAUCCAUCUCCCCACGAUCCAACUACUUUUCUGUUCUUAUUUAUUUUACAGGCGUUAGAUUUCCGGCAAACGUAAUACGUGUGAAAAGGUGCAUUUAUUAAUGUUACAAUGGUGCCCAAAUUAGUAACUUCAUUCUUUCUCCCGGUUCUUGAAGCACUGCGUUUCUUUUCCGGCUGUUGGUGAUCUCAGAGCUCUUCUUGAGCUGAAAUCCUGGUGUUAGGGAAAUGGGAGCCUAGUAUUCGAAGCACAGCUGAUACAUCUUACACCUAUGGCUUUAUCCUGGUAGAAAGGAAGGACAUCUUCAGGAUUUUUCAUGAUGGAAGCUUCUUAUUAUGGGUUUCUGUAGUGCAAACCAUUGUGUAAGACCUGGUUGAUAUGAUAUGGCAACUGAUAUUGGUCAAACUUAUAAUGGAUGGUCGCAUGAUAAAUUGUCUGACCAUGAUGACUCUCAGGAAGUUUCCAUGUCCCAAAUGCUUGAUCAUGGUUCAAUAUCCUUUGGAAGAUUUGCAGUUGAGUCCUUGUCAUGGGAAAGAAGGUCGGUGUUUACUUGCAAUAGACGUCAAGAGGAGCUGGAGAAAUUCAGAGCUCCCGGUUUAGUUGCCCAAAAGAAGGCAUUCUUUGAAGAGUAUUACCAAAGAAUUCGAGCUAUGAAGGCUUUGCAAGAGAAUCAGCAAACUGAGCUCCCAUCGGAUCAUGGUGGUGAUGAUAGUAUUUCUAGCCAAACGGGAGAGGAGGAUGAAACAGCAACACAACUUGAAAGUCUCAGAAAUGGAGUAGCAAAUGCUAGCAAUGCUUGCUUAAAAAAAGCUGCAGUUGGAGUUGCCUCGGAAAAAGGGAAAAGCUUCAAUGAAACACUUCAAAUAAAGGACUUGAACGAUGAGAUUGUGACACCAUCAGAGAAAAGCUUGGAAGAGAUUGAAGAGGAAAAGAACUCUGGCUAUGCUCAUCAGAUGGAGACCUUGGAUACAGAAUCAUCGGUGCAUGUAUCACUGGUAAAAAGCAAAGAAGAAAUUGAUCAGCAUGAGCUCGGUGGACUUGAUGAUGGAGGGAUUUCAAGGAAAUAUGAAAAUUCAGCAUGUGAUGCCACUACUGUGGAAGCUUCCCAAAGGACUGCAUUGUUUUCUGUAGAUUCUAAUCCAGAAAAUUCAGAACAUUGGCUGGUUGACAACACUGCUGUAGGGAAAAUGAAGUCGGGUGCUAAGAGGCAUACAGAGAAACGUGUAUCAGUUCCGAAGGUCAAGAAGGAGCCUGCUGCCUUGGUGAGAAAUGGCCUAAAGUUGGACUGCAAAAGCAAAUCAGAACUGAAAUCAACUCAAAGACCAAAAUAUCCAUCUCAGGGGACGAUCAGCAGGACAGAUAACAGUAUAGUUUCAAGCAAGACUCAUGCUGAUAGAGUCUCAAGCAACUACAGAUCUACCUCUGUUUGUCCUGCUGCCUUGGUGAGAAAUGGCCUAAAGUUGGACUGCAAAAGCAAAUCAGAAAUGAAAUCAACUCAAAGACCAAAAUAUCCAUCUCAGGGGACGAUCAGAAGGACAGAUAACAGUAUAGUUUCAAGCAAGACCCAUGCUGAGAGAGUCUCAAGCAACUACAGAUCUACCUCUGUCGUUUCCCAUAGACAACGUACAGAACUGCAUUUUAGCGGUACUGUACCUCGCCCUUUUUCUUUUGCUACUGAAAAGCGAGCUGCCGUCCCUUCUGGCAUUAGAGAAGGUACACAGAGAUUGGAUCCCAAAACCCUAAACAAGUCAGCACCAUCAUUAAAUCAUGCAAAGGAUGUUUCAAAUGUUCAGGUUACUUCAAAGAAAUCAGCCACAACUACUAGUGUGAAAAGUAGAGGAUCAGAAAACAAAAGAGGCUCUGGAGAAAUCAAAAGAAUGCAUUUAGCAUCAGACAGCAAAACUACCGUUCUUAGGGGAGGAGGUAUUACCAUGCUUGGACCACCAAAGGCAAGGUCCAUUAACCUUCCUGCUCGAGACAAGUCUGAUACAAAUGGUGGAACUGUCUCCAGAUCCAUAGAUGCUGUCAGACGAAAUAAAAAGAAAGAGGAGAAAUUUGUAGCAAGGUGCAUGCCAGAGGUUCAUGGUGUCAAUACAAAAAGUUUUGCCCCUCAUCUGACUGGAAAUCUGAGGACAGAAAGUAAAAAGAUGGUUCAAUCAUCUCAGCCGGGUAACCUGUUGGUUAAUGGACGGAAGGCACAAUUUGGUGAUCUGUCAUUUGAUGGGAGGAGGCCAAGGCAAAUGAUGCCCCAAUGGCGAUGACUUAGGCGCAACCCAGUCUCAGGACAAUUUGCGCGAAGGCAUUUGUGUCCCAACAAAAUAAGCAGCAUGUACAAAAGGAUGCGAAUUUAAAUGUUCCAUGGGAAAUAUGUAUCAUGGGAACAGUAGUUCUGCGGUGACGUUCUCAUGGAUUUCUGAGGUUGCUGCAUUCAAGCGGUAGACAUGGGUAGUGAUGUAACCUCUGUUGUUCCACAUAUAUCUUUAGGGAUGGUGCAUUAUAAUGGAUCAUUUCCCCGUUCAACGUAAGCUAUAGUUUGAUUGUGUUAUGAUACUAAUCCAUUGGCAGGAAGAGGAUAUAGACAGCAAUCACUAAAGAGGUUUAGAUG
Molecule: messenger RNA, 2641 nt
Organism: Phoenix dactylifera (date palm)
Lineage: Eukaryota; Viridiplantae; Streptophyta; Magnoliopsida; Arecales; Arecaceae
Source: RefSeq, a predicted model, not a curated record